AUGUCUGAGGAACGAAGCAAGAUAUCGCUACGCACCGGCCCUAAGAGGAAAGCUCGUCCUACUAUCAGCGCCCCCCGCCAAAUCUCCGAACCUAUCCCUAACAAUGACGUCCCUGUGCCUCGCAGCACCGGUGGACGACCUGGCCCUGGUGGUCCACCGCCACCCCGACAGCGACAACCCCCUUCAACCAGUGGGAAGACUAGCGAUCUAGUCAAGCGACGAUAUUCAACUCGUUUUAACAACCUCCCUAGUGAUUUCGACCCGAAUGUUCCCCCAGUACCUUCCAUGCCUAGCUUCGAUCCGUCGAGGUACGAUCAGCCCGCACCACGUUCCCGACCGCCCCCGUCCCGCGAUGGAGGUGCACCCAGGGGCGCGCCACCAACAGUUGAUCCAAAGGCACUCAGAGACCCAAGGCUGAUACCUGAUCAAUAUGUUUCAAACAUUUUGAGCGAAGCUACCGAAGACGAAAUUCGAGAUUACGAAGUUGCCUUGCGCAAAUUGAAGAACAGGGCUUCGGCAGAUUUACAGCAGAGUGUCUACCAAAAUCGGGCACAGUUUAUUAAGAUUAGCAAGGAAGCCGAGAAGUUAAAGGCAGAGAUGCGCUCUUUACGCAAUCUAUUCAAAGAACUGGCCACGAAUACGAACGCACUCAGGGCUUCAUCUGGAGGCAAUAGCGUUUCUAUAAACGGCGAAUUUUCGAGCGGCCUCAGUAAGAGGGACAAACGCAGCUCAGUGGCCGACAGAUCGGCUCUCUGGAAUGCCCAGAUGCAGGCUCUCUACAAGAAUGUCGAAGGUUCCCAGAAGUUCCUUCCCAACUCGAUGGGUAGACACGUUGUCCAAAAUGCCGGGCCCUGGAUUGAACUUGACAAUGCGACAUACAAAUCGAGGAGAUCUAUGCAGCUAUUUCUCCUUAAUGACCACCUACUCAUUGCAUCGCGUAAGAAGCGUAAGACGGAUAACCCCAACGACAUACGAGGUCCGGCGACGAAGCUGGUUGCUGAUCGUUGUUGGCCAUUGUUGGACAUCGAAGUCGUUGAUAUGGCUGCAACUAGCGAUUCGUACAGCGGCAGGAACAAACUUGCGGAUGCUAUCAUGGUUCGAGGUGUCGGCCAGGAAUCUUUUAUCUAUCGGACGGAGAAGUCAGAAGACACCGAGAAGGCAACCCUGGUAUUGAACAUUAGAAAGGCAGUUGAGGAACUGCGAAAGAACUUGCAAUCCGAGUUGGAGGCUAAUAACAAGGCUAAAGAGACCAUUAAUUAUUUUGCCUCUCGAGAUCCGGGUUUGCUACAGAAGACGGAGCUCCUCGAGACGCUAUCCGAUAUCAAGGAUAUGUUGAUCGAGGUGGAUGGGAAGCAGCAUAAUCUUCGCUGGGUUGAGGGUCAAAUGGACGAGCUCGACAUCGAUAUCGCGCUUCAAAAAUUCGAGCUAGCAGUUGACCGCGUCGAGAGGAUGCAGAAGCUUGCUCAAGGGCUUAAGAACAACAUUAUCGCGCAAGACUUCAUCAACUUCAAGGUCGAGGAGAGAUGCACGAAACUAGCUGGACUUAUCAUACGGGAACUUAUCGACGCACAUAGUCAGCCACUCAAAGCGAAGCGUAAUGUCGAGUGGUUAAAUAGGCUUGGGUUUGAGGAUAGUGCAAGAGAUGCCUAUCUCAAGGCUCGUAGCGAUCUAAUUCAAAAGCGCUCCAGGCAAUGUGUUUUCCAGGGUGACCUCCAUCUUUACAUCUGGCAGAUCUCGUUUGUCUAUUUCAGCAUCAUCAGAAAUACCGUAAGCUGUUUCCAAAGCUGUUUCCCGCAGGCGAUGAUGAGCGCCUGCGUGAAAUGGGCCAAGGAGGAAGUGGACGCAUUCAACGUGAUCCUAGCUAGGCAGCUGAGUAGCACAGAGAGGAACGGAGUGGUAUGGAAACAGUGCAUGGAAAGAGCAAAGAUUCAUGCGAAGAUGCUGGAAGAAGUACAAUUAGAUUUCCGAGAUCUAGUUGGUCGGGAUGUCCCCCAGGGCACGAAGUCCAACGACCCGGACGUAGGGCGAGUCCCUGCCGAAUUGGCUCCCUUACCCGUCACAGAGCCGACUACGAUCCCCACUCUCGAUGGAUGGAUCGAGAGCCUUAUGAACUGCAAGCAGCUUGCCGAGGUCGAUGUCCAGAGACUUUGCGAGAAGGCUAGGGAUGUAUUGCAAGAGGAAUCAAACGUUCAACCUGUGAAAUGUCCGGUAACGGUGUGUGGCGAUAUACAUGGCCAAUUUCAUGAUUUGAUGGAAUUAUUCAAGAUCGGCGGCCCCAAUCCCGACACCAACUACCUAUUUAUGGGUGAUUACGUUGACAGAGGAUACUAUUCUGUCGAAACGGUUACAUUGCUCGUCGCUUUGAAGAUUCGAUACCCCCAACGCAUCACCAUCCUGCGCGGAAACCACGAGUCCCGCCAAAUCACCCAAGUCUAUGGCUUCUAUGACGAAUGCUUGCGCAAAUAUGGCAAUGCCAAUGUCUGGAAGUUCUUCACCGACCUUUUCGACUACCUUCCGCUCACUGCGCUCAUCGACAGCCAGAUCUUCUGCCUCCACGGCGGCCUCUCCCCUAGUAUUGAUACACUAGAUAACAUCCGAGCUCUCGACCGGAUUCAAGAGGUUCCCCACGAGGGACCCAUGUGCGAUCUGCUCUGGUCCGACCCUGACGACCGAUGCGGCUGGGGUAUUAGCCCCCGAGGUGCCGGCUAUACUUUUGGACAGGAUAUUUCCGAAGCGUUUAACCAUAAUAACGGCCUCACGCUAAUCGCACGCGCCCAUCAGUUGGUUAUGGAAGGGUACAACUGGUCGCAAGAUAGGAACGUGGUCACCAUCUUCUCUGCACCUAACUACUGCUACCGAUGUGGUAAUCAAGCAGCUAUCAUGGAGAUCGACGAACACCUAAAAUACACAUUCUUACAGUUUGACCCAUGCCCGCGAGCCGGUGAACCGAUGGUUUCCCGACGCACCCCGGAUUACUUCCUCUAA
Molecule: messenger RNA, 2985 nt
Organism: Annulohypoxylon maeteangense
Lineage: Eukaryota; Fungi; Ascomycota; Sordariomycetes; Xylariales; Hypoxylaceae
Product: serine/threonine-protein phosphatase pp2a catalytic subunit
Exons: 9
Coding region: 1-2985 (994 amino acids)
Biological process (GO): peptidyl-serine dephosphorylation; mitotic cell cycle
Cellular component (GO): cytosol
Molecular function (GO): protein serine/threonine phosphatase activity
Source: RefSeq, a predicted model, not a curated record